Messenger RNA from Podarcis muralis (Common wall lizard), 2730 nucleotides. The record is from RefSeq and is a predicted model, not a curated record. NCBI's taxonomy places the organism in Eukaryota, Metazoa, Chordata, Lepidosauria, Squamata, Lacertidae.
AUGGGGAGGACAUGGGAGAAUAUAGGAGAUGUUGAAAUAAGAGAAGCUUUCAAUGCAAAACUUAGAACACACCAGCGGACUCACACAGAGAGAAAACGUUUUAAGUGCAGGGAGUGUGGGAAGAACUUCAGUCAGAGUGGAAACCUUAAAUUGCAUCAACGGACUCACACAGGGGAGAAACCAUUUAAAUGUAUCGAGUGUGGAAAGAGCUUUAGUGAUAAUGGAAAACUUAGAAGACAUCAACGGAUUCACACAGGGGAGAAACCAUUUCAGUGUAUGGAGUGUGAAAAGAGUUUUAGUGAUAAUGGAAUACUUAGAAGACAUCAACAGACUCACACAGGGGAGAAACCAUUUAAAUGCAUUGAUUGUGGAAAGAGCUUCAGGGAUAAUGCAACACUUAGAAGACAUCAAUGGAUUCACACAGGGGAGAAACCAUAUAAAUGCAUUGAUUGCGGAAAGAGCUUUAGUGAUAAUGGUCAACUUAGAAAUCAUCAAUGGACUCACACAGGGGAGAAGCCAUAUAAAUGUAUCGAGUGUGGAAAGAGAUUCAGUCAGAGUGGACACCUUAGACAACAUCAACGGACUCACACAGGGGAGAAACCGUUUCAGUGUAUGGAGUGUGAAAAGAGUUUUAGUGAUAAUGGAAAACUUAGAACACAUCAACGGACUCACACAGGGGAGAAACCAUUUAAAUGCAUGGAGUGUGGAAACAGAUUCAGUCAGAGUAGACACCUUAGACAACAUCAAUGGACUCACACAGGGGAGAAACCAUUUGAAUGCAUAGAGUGUGGAAAGAGCUUCAGUCAGAGUGGAGACCUUAGAAAUCAUCAACGGACUCACACAGGGGAGAAACCAUUUCAAUGUAUGGAGUGUGGAAAGAGCUUCGGUCAGAGUGCACACCUUAGACAACAUCAACGGACUCACACAGGGAUGAAACCCUUUAAAUGCAUUGAGUGUGGAAAGAGCUUUAAUAAUAGUGGAUGCCUUAGAAGACAUCAACGGACUCACACAGGGGAUAAACCAUUUAAAUGCAUUGAGUGUGGAAAGAGCUUUAAUAAUAGUGGAUGCCUUAGAAGACAUCAACGGACUCACACAGGGGAGAAACCAUUUGAAUGCAUAGAGUGUGGAAAGAGCUUCAGUCGGAGUGGAGACCUUAGAAAUCAUCAACGGACUCACACAGGGAUGAAACCCUUUAAGUGCAGGGAGUGUGAGAAGAACUUCAGUCAGAGUGGAAACCUUAAAUUGCACAAACAGACUCACACAGGGGAGAAACCAUAUAAGUGUAUUGAGUGUGGAAAGAGCUUUACUUACAGUGGAAACCUUAGGGAACAUCAACGGACUCACACAGGAGAGAAACCAUUUACAUGUAUGGAGUGUGGAAAGAGCUUCAGUCGGAGUGCACACCUUAGAAAUCAUCAACGGACUCACACAGGGGAGAAACCAUUUAAAUGUAUCGAGUGUGGAAAGGGCUUUAGUGAUAGCGGAAGUCUUAGAAAACAUCAACGGACUCACACAGGGGAGAAACCAUUUCAAUGUAUCGAGUGUGGAAAGAGCUUUAGUGAAAAUGGAAGCCUUAGAAAUCAUCAACGAACUCACACAGGGGAGAAACCAUUUCAAUGUAUCGAGUGUGGAAAGAGCUUUAGUGAAAAUGGAAGCCUAAGAAAUCAUCAACGGACUCACACAGGGGAGAAACCAUUUCAAUGUAUCGAGUGUGGAAAGAGCUUUAGUGAAAAUGGAAGCCUUAGAAAUAAUCAACGAACUCACACAGGGGAGAAACCAUUUCAAUGUAUCGAGUGUGGAAAGAGCUUUAGUGAAAAUGGAAGCCUUAGAAAUCAUCAUCGGACUCACACAGGGGAGAAACCAUAUAAAUGUAUCGAGUGUGGAAAGAGCUUCAGUCAGAGUGCACACCUUAGAUCACAUCAACGGACUCACACAGGGAAUAAACCAUAUAAAUGUAUCGAGUGUGGAAAGAGCUUUAGUGAUAGCGGAAGUCUUAGAAAUCAUCAACGGACUCACACAGGGGAGAAACCAUUUAAAUGUAUCGAGUGUGGAAAGAGCUUCAGUCAGAGUGCACACCUUAGAUCACAUCAACGGACUCACACAGGGGAGAAACCAUUUCAAUGUAUCGAAUGUGGAAAGAGCUUUAGUGAAAAUGGAAGCCUUAGAAAUCAUCAACGAACUCACACAGGGGAGAAACCAUUUAAAUGUAUGGAGUGUGGAAAGAGCUUUCGUGAUAGCAGCAGCCUUAGUUCCCAUCAUCGGACUCACACAGGGGAGAAACCAUAUAAAUGUAUCGAGUGUGGAAAGAGCUUCAGUCAGAGUGCACACCUUAGAUCACAUCAACGGACUCACACAGGGGAGAAACCAUUUCAAUGUAUCGAAUGUGGAAAGAGCUUUAGUGAAAAUGGAAGCCUUAGAAAUCAUCAACGAACUCACACAGGGGAGAAACCAUUUAAAUGUAUGGAGUGUGGAAAGAGCUUUCGUGAUAGCAGCAGCCUUAGUUCCCAUCAUCGGACUCACACAGGGGAGAAACCAUAUAAAUGUAUCGAGUGUGGGAAGAGCUUCAGUCAGAGUGCACACCUUAGAUCACAUCAACGGACUCACACACGGGAGAAACCAUUUCAAUGUAUGGAGUGUGAAAAGAGCUUCAGUGAGAGUGCACACUUUAGAUCACAUCAACGGAGAAGGCUGGGAAUGAAGACCGUCAGCAAAAGAGACAGCCAAGGAUGA